Toxotes jaculatrix (banded archerfish) is the source of this 2673-nucleotide messenger RNA. RefSeq names its product type I phosphatidylinositol 4,5-bisphosphate 4-phosphatase-A-like. Lineage: Eukaryota; Metazoa; Chordata; Actinopteri; Toxotidae. Gene Ontology annotation, cellular component: phagocytic vesicle membrane; lysosomal membrane; plasma membrane. The coding region runs from base 182 to 973 and encodes 263 amino acids. The transcript is spliced from 7 exons. The record is from RefSeq and is a predicted model, not a curated record. Gene Ontology annotation, biological process: phosphatidylinositol dephosphorylation. Gene Ontology annotation, molecular function: phosphatidylinositol-4,5-bisphosphate 4-phosphatase activity.
UGUCUCGCUUCCGCCUUCGGUGUUUCUCCCCGUGUCAUGUGGACGUCAAAUUGACGGGCUUCGGGGUUUCACAUCUGCUCAGCGACUCUUCCAGAAAUCUCUGCGGGGGGUCUGAGGACUCCCCAUCGCUGCGAAGACUCUUCCUGAGGGCGUUUCGAGAGGCCGAGGGCCGGUGGGAGCGAUGGCGGACGGGGAACGGUCGCCGCUGCUGUCCGAGCAGCACGACGGUACCAACGGCUUCUCUCCCGGGGGCGGCUCGCAUGGAUAUCCGUCAAAACCACAAAGUUUAGCGCCGUUCCCCAGCUUGGUGGCGCAGGGUGACCCUCCACCCCCGUACUCACCACAGGGCAGCCCGGACAGCAGCAGCGCUCCGGUCAUCAGCUGUCGGGUCUGUCAGAGCUCCAUAUCCGUGGAGGGCAAGAUGCACCAGCACGUGGUGAAGUGCGGCAUCUGCAACGAAGCUACGCCGAUAAAGAACGCUCCUGUGGGGAAGAAGUACGUCCGCUGUCCAUGCAACUGUCUGCUGAUCUGCAAAGUCACGUCGCAGAGGAUCGCCUGUCCAAGACCGUACUGUAAACGCAUCAUUAACCUGGGACCAGUUCACAUUGGGAGGGACAGUCCUGAACAGCAGCAUCAGCCCGUCGGCAUCAGGGUCAUCUGCGGACACUGCUCUAAUACAUUCCUGUGGACAGAGUUUUCAGACCGGACUUUGGCUCGAUGUCCACAUUGCCGAAAAGUCUCUUCUAUUGGUCGGCGGUACCCCAGGAGGAGGAGCCUGCUGUGUUUCCUGCUGUUUAUAGUCCUUGCCGCCUCCACUGCAGGACUUUUGGUCGGUACAUGGAAACCUGCCCAGCAGUCCAAAGGGAUCUACGUGUCGUGGGUGCUGCUGAUCCUGCUCGCUCUGUUCGCCAUGGCAAGGACCAUCUACUGGAGGUGUCUGAAAAUCAGCGACCCCAUAUCCAACAUCACGUAGACAGAGAGAGAGAGAGAGAGAGAGAGAGAGAGAGGGAAAGAAGGAAGGAAGGAAGGUGAGAUGGCUGGAAGGAGAGGAAGAGGAAAGCAGUAGGUGAUAGGAACUGUUGUUGCUGUGGCGAGAAGCAAAUGUCAGAUUUGACUGGGAAAACAGUGAGGCUAAAAUCAUGUAGAGGAAGAGAGGAAGGGAGGGAUGGAGGGAGCAACAGAUAUAGAGAGGGGUGAAGAAAAGAGAAAAGAUGUAUUUAACAUAUUACAAAUACUCAUUCAUGUCAUGUUCUUAUAAAAAUGGAGUGUAGAUGGAGAGGAGAGAUAAAUGGACAGUCUGGGUGAAAGAGAGCAGUUUUCUUCUAAUGUAGUUUCAAAGCCUGAUGCUGCUGUGUUUUUCCUGGAGCUGCCAGGAGCCGUCGGUUUCCCACUAAUACAAAUAAAAUUGGAACUUUUUGGACUUUUUGUGCCCCCAGACCAUAAAGAUUCAGUAUUUUCUCCAUGUGAAAGCCCCUGAGUGAAAUGACACUAAGACCAGAAUGGGAUGUGAAAACUAACAUCCAGUAAUGAAAUUAUACAGAUGAACUGUUUUAUUGAUCGAUCCCGGCUUAAUGCAGAUAUCAUACCAGAUCGUUCCAGAAUAGGCAAACAGUAACAGAAAUCCUAAUCAAACUGAGCGUGUUAGAGGGAAGAAAUAACAUGAGAUUAUUUUUUAAAUUUUAUUUUUAAAAAUGAAAUUCAGUCCAAACUUUCUCUUUACUCCGUCACUGUUGUUUAUUGUUGUUGUUUUGCCCUGGCAGCAGUUUUUUACUUUCUGCGGAGCAUCAGUGAGCAGGAGGAUGAGUGGAUAAAUGUACCAUCCAUCCACCACAUGAACCGAGCACCAAGUACUAAAAAUAUCUCAAUAACCACAUAAGGUCAAAGUGCACAUAUCGUUUGAUAUACUCAGUCUGUGAGGAACCACGAAUGCUUUUAGUUUUGGGGCAUUGUUCAUUUCAACAUGUGACUCACACAGGAAGAGUUUUAAAAAGACAACAAGCAGAGACAAACAGAUCAAACUGGUUAAAAGUAUCAUACAUACAUAACAGACAGAGGAAGCUUAAAGAUGAAUUGUCAUGAACAGGCAGCAUAAAUCUUUUUUUUAGCGUCCGUCUAGCAGCACGUCAGCGCUCAGAUCAUCUUACACAGGGGAUUUGGUGGAAUUUGAUUUGCUGAUUUUUAUUUAGUUUCAUCAUGUGUUUACUGAAAACGUCGUGGGUUGACGAAAUGAUGGCGUUUAGUGAAAAUCAUCCGAAGGGAACUCUUUUUAAUGAAACCCCCAAAGUGCAGCUUUUCCUGUUUGACUCGCUGAUUUAAAUCACUUGAAGCACACGCGGGGAACGAUUUAUUUAUUUAUCCUCUUUCUUUUUAAUUGCAGUGCAUCUUGUCUGAAUCAAACUAAACUCAGCUGACACACUAGUAAAACCUGUUGGUGUCUCUUUCUCUGUUGAAGUGUAAAUAUAUUCAGUGGAUGUUGAUUAUUUUGGACUGUAAAGAUUUAUCAGGGCUGUUGCUUCUCCCUUGUUGCUGAUUAAUGUAAAUACCCACUGACUGUGAAAUAUGUUGCACUACAUUGUACUGAUGUACUACUGUAUGUUUCUGUCAAUGUUAUCCCGGUGGAUGGAUUAUUUUUUUUGUAUAUUGUGGAACAAAGUAAAACUUAAUAACAAGGUC